AUGAGUACUUUCGGUCGCUUCGUGGGCUGUUCAGAACUGGUGCCGUUUCUACUGCUAGCUAUUCUAAGCAUCACAAGUGCCCAACAAUGCACCCUACCGGAUAAUACGGCCGGCCAAUGUAUACUGCUGCGCGACUGUAAUACCCUGUUGACGCUGAUCAAGAAAAAACCACUGCCGGAUGCCGACCGGAUGUAUCUACAGCGGACACAGUGCGGUUGGUCGACGGCGGACAACCAUCCGCUGGUGUGCUGUUCCGAUGGUGGGCUGGUCGCACCGGUUCGCGUUGGUGCCGGACUGUUGCCAACACCGGGACAGUGCGGUAUACAGACGAGUGAUCGUAUCUUUGGCGGUGUAAAUACACGCAUUGACGAAUUCCCGUGGAUAGCGCUGCUGAAGUAUGCGAAACCAAAUGACGUUUUCGGGUUCCACUGUGGCGGUGUGCUGAUUAACGAUCGCUACGUCCUUACCGCUUCGCACUGCGUCAACGGCAAAGACAGUGCGGAAGUUCGGCUCGGUGAAUGGGACACCUCUACGGCACAGGAUUGUGAAGGGCUGGGCGAUGACGUGGACUGUUCGCCACCACCAAUAGACGUCCCCAUCGAGGGCAAAAUACCUCAUCCCCAAUACGUACCAACAUCGACCGAACAGUACAACGACAUCGCACUGCUUCGGUUACAAUAUUCUGUGCCGUAUUCGGACUUCAUCAAACCAAUCUGUCUGCCUACACAGCCCGAACUGAAGGUACGGGAUUACGUUGGACUCCGGAUGCAGGUGGCCGGUUGGGGCCGUACAGCCACCGCACGGUACAGCAAUGUCAAGCAGAAGGUAGCCGUCGACGGGGUGUCGCUGGAUGCGUGCAAUAAGGUGUACCAGCGCGAACAGGUGCUGUUGCGCCAAUCGCAGCUCUGUGCUGGUGGUGAAGCUGGCAAGGAUUCCUGCCAGGGUGAUUCCGGUGGCCCGCUGACGGGCACUCAUACGACCGGCGGUGUGCAACACUGGUACCUGAUUGGGUUGGUAUCGUUCGGGCCGACCCCGUGCGGGCAGGCCGGUUGGCCCGGAGUUUACACGAAGGUUGACCAGUACGUAGACUGGAUCACUGCCACGAUUGUCGCUUAA
Molecule: messenger RNA, 1116 nt
Organism: Anopheles marshallii
Lineage: Eukaryota; Metazoa; Arthropoda; Insecta; Diptera; Culicidae
Product: serine protease easter
Exons: 4
Coding region: 1-1116 (371 amino acids)
Biological process (GO): proteolysis
Molecular function (GO): serine-type endopeptidase activity
Source: RefSeq, a predicted model, not a curated record